Gekko japonicus is the source of this 4977-nucleotide messenger RNA. It is a transcript of the gene KLC1, whose product is annotated as kinesin light chain 1. The coding region runs from base 209 to 2104 and encodes 631 amino acids. The transcript is spliced from 16 exons. Gene Ontology annotation, cellular component: kinesin complex; membrane-bounded organelle; cytoplasm. NCBI's taxonomy places the organism in Eukaryota, Metazoa, Chordata, Lepidosauria, Squamata, Gekkonidae. Gene Ontology annotation, biological process: axo-dendritic transport. Gene Ontology annotation, molecular function: kinesin binding. The record is from RefSeq and is a predicted model, not a curated record.
CAUUUUCGGUGAGGAGAGCGCGAGCGAGAGGCGGGGCCACGGCCGCUCAGUCAGCGCUGAGGGAAGCCGGGGAAGGAUUUUUCCCCCCCCUCCUACCUCUUCUCGGCUGUGGCGGCGGCCGUAGUAAUAGCGGCGGUGGCGAGGCCAGCCCCCGCUCCGCGACUGACAGCCGGCUCUCCCGGCCACGGCGGAGUGGUCAUAGCCGGGAAUGUAUGACAACAUGUCCACAAUGGUGUAUCUAAAGGAAGACAAGUUGGAGAAGCUCACCCAGGAUGAAAUUAUUUCUAAGACGAAGCAAGUGAUUCAGGGAUUAGAAGCACUGAAGAAUGAGCACAAUUCCAUUUUACAGAGUUUACUUGAGACACUUAAGUGUUUGAAGAAAGAUGAUGAGACCAAUCUGGUGGAAGAAAAAUCAAACAUGAUUCGCAAGUCUCUGGAGAUGCUGGAACUUGGACUCAGUGAAGCACAGGUAAUGAUGGCCUUGUCGAAUCACUUAAACGCCGUGGAGUCAGAGAAGCAGAAAUUACGUGCUCAGGUUCGCAGGCUCUGCCAGGAAAACCAGUGGCUGAGGGAUGAGCUGGCCAACACUCAGCAGAAGCUGCAGAAGAGUGAGCAGUCUGUGGCUCAGCUGGAGGAAGAAAAGAAGCACUUAGAAUUCAUGAACCAGUUAAAGAAAUACGAUGACGAUAUUUCCCCUUCAGAGGAUAAAGACUCAGACUCGACCAAAGAACCAUUGGAUGAUUUGUUCCCCAAUGAUGAGGAUGACCAAGGGCAAGGAAUGCAACAGCCACAUAGCAGUGCGGCAGCUGCUGCCCAGCAGGGUGGCUAUGAGAUUCCUGCAAGAUUAAGGACCCUUCACAACCUUGUCAUUCAGUACGCAUCCCAAGGCAGAUACGAGGUUGCCGUACCCCUCUGUAAGCAAGCACUUGAAGACCUGGAGAAGACUUCAGGCCACGAUCACCCUGAUGUCGCCACUAUGUUGAAUAUACUUGCAUUGGUGUACAGGGACCAGAAUAAAUACAAGGAUGCCGCAAACUUAUUGAACGAUGCCUUGGCUAUUCGCGAGAAGACCUUGGGCAAAGAUCAUCCAGCGGUCGCAGCAACUUUAAACAACCUUGCAGUGCUUUAUGGAAAAAGAGGAAAGUACAAGGAGGCUGAGCCUUUAUGCAAGAGAGCUUUGGAGAUUAGAGAGAAGGUGCUGGGAAAAGAUCAUCCAGACGUUGCCAAACAGCUAAAUAAUCUGGCCUUGCUAUGUCAGAACCAGGGUAAAUAUGAAGAAGUGGAAUACUACUACCAGCGGGCGCUGGAGAUCUACCAAACAAAACUGGGGCCAGAUGAUCCAAAUGUAGCAAAAACGAAGAACAAUUUGGCCUCCUGCUACCUGAAACAAGGCAAAUUUAAGCAAGCGGAAACUUUAUACAAAGAGAUCCUUACUCGUGCCCAUGAAAGGGAAUUUGGCUCUGUGGAUGAUGAAAACAAGCCCAUCUGGAUGCAUGCUGAAGAGAGAGAAGAAUGCAAAGGAAAGCAGAAAGAUGGCACUACCUUUGGUGAAUAUGGAGGCUGGUACAAAGCGUGCAAAGUCGAUAGUCCGACAGUCACAACUACCUUAAAGAAUCUCGGAGCACUUUACAGACGCCAAGGCAAGUUCGAGGCGGCUGAGACAUUAGAAGAAGCAGCAAUGAGGUCCCGCAAACAGGGUCUUGACAAUGUUCACAAACAGAGAGUUGCUGAAGUGCUGAAUGACCCAGAGAGUAUAGAGAGAAGGCGAAGCCGCGAGAGCCUCAAUGUCGACGUGGUAAAGUAUGAGAGCGGCCCUGACGGAGGAGAGGAAGUGAGUAUGAGCGUAGAAUGGAAUGGGGAUGGCACUGGAUCCCUAAAGCGCAGCGGCUCCUUUAGUAAACUUCGCGCUUCCAUUAGACGCAGCAGUGAGAAGCUGGUUAGGAAGCUGAAGGGAGGAAGUUCACGAGAGAGUGAACCAAAGAAUCCUGGCAUGAAGCGCGCCAGCUCACUGAAUGUUCUUAACAUGGGUGGCAAAGCCGCUGAGGAUCACUUUCAAGGACGAAAUAAUUGUCUGAGUGCCAGUCAGACUGAUUUGGCUCACUGAGAUGCUGGGACAGACGCUAGCUAAAAAUUCCCUUGUGGAUUGUGAAGCACUGAGUUUCAAAAGUUCUGGUUCCCCCCCCCCCACCCCCCUUCACUGUCCUUCUAGGACCCGUCUAGUCUAAAGGCACCAGUUGCUGUGGACUGCUGUUCCCAGACCGCCUCAAAAGGUGGCACUCUUUUUAUAAAACUCCCUAGUUACACGGUUAGCUUCUUUGUGAGAAGACAAUACGGAGUGUUCGUUGCAUCGUCCGGCUAGUUCAGUGGAAUUCUGUCACAGAUAACGGCCCCAAGAAGCAGAACAUACACACACACACUGAAAUCAAAAGGAUAAAGCAGCGUCGGGUGUGCUUUUUAAAAAAGACUGUUGAAGCGAGGUUGUGUGUUCGUUCCUGGAAGAGAGGUGGGAUGAGAAGACUGGGCUUGGGGGGUCACUGUUGUAAAACCAGGGCCGUGCAUUGUUACAGCGCUGCAUCUUUGCCUCUCACGGUUCGUGCCCGAUGUGUGAUUCAGUUUCCGUAAGCAGUGAAGCAAGAUGCUUAAAGCUUAGGUGCCACUUUUGGGACGCAGCACUUGUUACCCACUCAUGGUUUCCACAGGCCUAAAAAUCAGAAGCCGUGUGGUUCACUUAACUGAGGGUGGAGGGAAGGCGCAGGUGGGAAGCCAGUAAAUCUUUACCUGAAACCUGUUGGCCAGAGCUCUGCAUCUCCACCCCCCCACCCCAAAGGCUGGUCACCUCUUACCUUUUUCCUCUGUUCAAAGUGGCAGCAAGAAAAAAAUCCAAGCAGGGACUUUGUAUAUUCGACUGUUACACUGUGCUUCCUAUGCAGAGAGGUUUCGAGACAAACUUGCUUAUAAAGCAAAAAUUAUACCACGUAGCAAUUUCUGGCUGACAGGUCAUGUUUCCUAAUCAUUGUUACAGGGUAGUGGAAAAGAACACACUAGCAACCAGAAGCAAAAUUAACAUUAUCUGUUACAGGAUAAGAAGUAAACCACUUCUAAAUACGAUGGGUUACCAGAUGUCUAGCUAAAAACGACUGGGGGCUUUAAAAGUCUUUUUAAAAACCAAAGCUUCUGCAUGCAAAUGCAUGGACGUUUUAUUGUGGGGGUACUACAUGGGUCAGAUCUCUAAACCAGCAGCUGCUGGGUGUAUACAGUAUAAGUUUUAUUCACGGUCACUGACCAGCACAUAGUACACCGAUGUAGCUGCUGGGUGAGGUAACGUUCUGAUAAGGUCAUUAAAAUUGGUUUUAAGGGUGUAGUAUGGGAAGCCUUGAAUCUGAGAGAACUUUACCUGAAUGCUCAUAAUGGAGAUGCCUAAAAUAAGGUUCUCCACCAUCUUAAAGACAUGCAGUUCUAAACGAACUUUGGGGAAGGAGUAUGAAAACGGAAACAGCCUCAGGCACAAACGACGUUACAUCCGUCAACUACAAAUAAGUCUAAGCAAUAUUCAGGUGCCCACCCUGGACAGUAGCAACCAGGCCUUUACUCCGGGCUUUCCCCCUUGAUAAUUUCUCCAUUUGGCGUUCUUGCUUGGUAAAAGAGAUGUGCUGCUCCCAUCCAUCUGUUUCCCCUGGUUUCGAGGAGCCUUACUGUGCUCAAAGUCCCAGUUUAGGUAUUUUUGUACAAUAGUAGAAGUUUCACACAAGGUCACCUUAAGGUAAUUUUAUAGACAGUAUACUUUGUGAUGAUGUAAAUUCUGUUUCCCAUGUGUUUUAAAAAAAAACUGGAUGGGGUUUUUGAGCAAAUAUUCAUAAUAGCCUUUUUUCCAGAAUGCAAGACUACCGAUACGUUUUAAGACUCUCAACAGGUUUUUUCCCCCUAUGUCUGUCUGGACAAUUAACAAAAUGCAGUUAAUCCUCUGCUGAAAAACGGGGGGAUAGAGGAAGGCACGAUAUUUCAGAACUGAAAAUCUUUUUAAGUAGCAAGAAGCAUUCUUUUUUCCUCUGUAAGCCUUUGCACCUGCCUCAUCUCCCUAAUUCUGUAUGACUAGUUUUGACGAAAGGAAGAUACGGGAACAUAAUUUCAAGAGAAAGCGAGACUGCUUUGUCCCCCCAUGCCGGUUAAUGCAGUCAUCCUGUAUCUCUAGGCGCCUUGUCUUCCAAAGGAAAAAUGUGCCUACCCGUGGGGAAAACUGGUACCGGACUGCAGUUGUCAGACUUGCAUGCAUUAUAAGAAGUCAGGGCUGAAGGGAAAACUCCCGUAGGUACACUUGAGAGCAGCAGGAAACAGAAUGGAUUAUGCACAUGCAGUUAUAGCUGCAUCUUAUGUGAGCCAGUUCACUCUAUCAUGCUGCAUGUCCUACACUCCCAUCUUCGCUUUCAAGCCCAUGAGCUGGACCCCAUGGAGUGUUUCCACUGAUGGAAACCUUCUGCAAUACCCAGCGUAAGUAGUUUCUUUAUCCCGUCUUCCUGCUGCAGCCCAUAAUGCCUCCUGCAUGCUGUUCUUAGGGGCGAGAGCAGCAUUUUGGGCCAGGAUAGGAGGCAGAGGAAUUACGCUGUGUGGGAUUCAAUUCAUAGCCUUGCAAGAAACCCACACUUUAAAGCACACAGGUGAUCGGGGUGUGUUUGUGCGCUUCUCAGCUACCAGGGAGGUGUGUCUCUCUUUAGGUUACAGUGAGACAGACUGGUAAGCACACACGGUCACCGAUUGGUCUCAUUUUGCACCAACCCAGACUAUCUGUAGGAUUGGGAUACAAGUACUGUAAAAACUGGCACCUCCCCCACUCCCCACACUUGGAGCUUGUUCAUUCCAUGGUACUUGUGCUCAGAGUCUUCCAAGUCUUUUUCUUAGCGCAGACAGCCAUGGGCGGAGCCUCUCCUCCCAAAUACAGCAUGACCUACAUUUCAGUGUGGCUCUGUGUGGAGUGGAGCAGUC